GGAAGCUUUACCAGGACACCACGAGUAGCCACGCUUGCAUCCGAAAAAGGAUUGAGUUUUAGCUCGCUGGAUAUGAGUUCUGAUAGUAGAGGUAACAUUGGUCUUGGUCUCGACGUCAGUCUUGCCGUUCAAGUAGUAGCUGAUGCUACCACGACCCUAAAUAAUUCUAAUUAUACCGGUCAGUCUGGAAGCCAUUUUGAUGGAAGUACGAGCGCCAACAUGAAUAUCCAUAUAGCUGCUGGUAGAGGAGAAAUGGAGCCAAUGAUCUCUAACACUCAUAUUGACCUAGGAGGCGCUGUUGAGAUAACUGAAGUAGCUAUCGAGGCAGCGCAUAUCAGGAAACGAACAAAGCAGAAACGUCGCAAAAGGCAGCAAGCAAUGAUGCACAACGCUUUGACCGAGGAAGAACGCAAGGAGAAGGCGUUAUUAGCGACCAUUAGAGAGUCGCCAUGGAUUGCCUAUGUUGAACUGGAAUAUGAAAAGCUUGUUACCAUUGAGAAGCCACAGAGAAGGAUAGGUUGGGAGCGAUCGGAAGAGGAAGAUGAUGACGACGAAGAGAUAGAUGACGACGAAGAGAUAGAUGAUGACGAAGAGAUAGAUGAUGACGAAGAAGAUGUGGAGGAGGAUGUAGUGAUGAAAGAGAGCCAUGAACUUAUUGUCAAUACCAACGAGAUUGCUGCAGCAGCUGCAGCAGAGGGUACCCGAAUACAACAAAUUCAUCAGGCCGGAUAUAUCCAACAAGUCCAGCUACUUCGACAAUUUCAACAGUUUCAGCAAUUCCAGCAUAUCCAACAAAUCCAACAGCGACAAUCACAAUUACAGUCGGGGUAUAUUCAGCAGCUCCAGAGCCAGCACCAGCAGAUGGAGAUAGAGGUGGAGAUGCAGUACAGUCUCAAAUAUGGGAUGAUGGUCUCUGGGUUUGAGACUGAGGAGGAGCUUGAGCGGAUCUCGAUUGAAUCUACAAGUAGAGGAGACUAGGUGUGAGCUACCUUGCAAGUGGAUGAGAAUAAGAACAAUCGAACUUUAGCUACUGUUGCAGUCAUUACUGUCACCAGG
Lobosporangium transversale is the source of this 1056-nucleotide messenger RNA. RefSeq lists its product as hypothetical. The coding region runs from base 73 to 978 and encodes 301 amino acids. The transcript has 2 exons. The record is from RefSeq and is a predicted model, not a curated record. Lineage: Eukaryota; Fungi; Mortierellomycota; Mortierellomycetes; Mortierellales; Mortierellaceae.